Messenger RNA from Triticum turgidum subsp. durum (durum wheat), 696 nucleotides. The record is from the annotation of a GenBank genome assembly. NCBI's taxonomy places the organism in Eukaryota, Viridiplantae, Streptophyta, Magnoliopsida, Poales, Poaceae.
AUGUUGGUCCGCUUUGACAUGUCUGAAUAUGCCGACAGUGGUUCUGUGCAGCGUCUCAUUGGAGGACCUCGAAGCUAUGAAGAAGAUGGACAGCUUACUGAUAAAGUAAGGAGCCAACCAUAUAGCGUUGUUCUUUUUGACGAGGCGGAUAAGGCGCAUCCCUCGAUAUUCAAGGUUCUCAUUCAACUCCUCGAUGAUGGCGUGUUGAUUGAUGGAAAAGGACGGAGCGUAUAUUUCAAGAAUACUAUCAUCAUCAUGAGCUCAAAUCUAGGAGCAGAGAACCUGUCAGCUGGAAUGGCCGCAGAAAACAUGGAAACUGCACGGGAUCUUCUUAUGGAAAAGGUUGAGAAACGGUUUAAGCCUGAAUUUAUCAACAAACUGAGUGAGACUGUGAUAUUUGAGCCGCUUUCGCAUGACGAACUGAGGGAGAUUGUGAAAAUCCAGAUGAAGAGUGUUGUUGCUAUGGCAGCUAACAAGGGCAUCUCUCUGUUUGCAUCAGAUGCCGCCUUGGACGUCAUUUGGUCAGAGUCGCACGACACGGUGUAUGGCGCAAGGCCUAUUAAGAGGUGGAUGAAGAAGAAUGUGACGAGAGUUCUCGUGGACAAGCUGGUCAAUGGAGAAGCAUGCCAAGGAUCGACCGUCUCCAUCGAUGCCGUCGAUGAUAGGAAGGGGCUGAAAUACCACGUACUGAAGUAG